This is a messenger RNA of Penicillium egyptiacum, 852 nucleotides long. Lineage: Eukaryota; Fungi; Ascomycota; Eurotiomycetes; Eurotiales; Aspergillaceae. The record is from the annotation of a GenBank genome assembly.
AUGUCAAUACUAGCAACCUACACCCACCAAAGCGCCAUCAGAAUAGCCCACCUAACAAUCUCCCGCCCACAAAAACUAAACUCCCUAACAACCCCCCUCCUCACCUCCUUAACCCAAACCCUGCAUUCGAUCUCAAAAGCCCCAAAUCUCCACGCCGUAACCCUAACCGGCGCAGGCCCGAAAUCCUUCAUAGGCGGCGCCGACCUAACCGAACUAUCAACCCUCCCGAACGCAGCCGCGGCACGCAAAUUCAUAACAUCCGUCCACGAAACAUGCACCGCUAUCCGCACCUGUCCUGUCCCCGUCAUCGCGCGCAUUAACGGAUUUGCACUUGGUGCGGGGUUGGAAAUUGCUGCCGCUUGUGAUUUGCGUGUUGCGGGGAGAGGGGCGGUUUUUGGGAUGCCGGAGGUCCGACUCGGCAUCCCUUCCGUCGUCGAAGCAGCGCUUCUACCAGGCCUGAUAGGCUGGGGUCGAACAAGACAGCUACUAUUACUUGGUAGGACGAUUUCUGCCGAAGAAGCGCUUAGUUGGGGCCUUGUUGAGCGGGUUGUUGGGGAUGAGGAGCUUGACGGGGCAGUUGCGGAGUGGGGGUCGGAGAUCGGGAGGAGUGGGCCGCUUGCUGUGCGUAGACAGAAAGCUUUGAUUUCGAGGUGGGAGGAGCUUUCGAUAGACGGUGGGAUUGAAGCUGGGAUCGAGGCUUUUGGAGAGUGUUUUGUGGUGGAGGAUGGAGGGACGGAGCCUGGGAGGAUGAUGGGGGAGUUCUUUAGGGAGAAGAAGGAGGCUAAGGCGAGGAUUGAGGCUCGGGGUAAGGUUCUUGGAAAAGGUAAGGGAGAGGGGGGUGAGGGGUUAUGA